Ornithodoros turicata is the source of this 6407-nucleotide messenger RNA. RefSeq names its product CAP-Gly domain-containing linker protein 1-like. Gene Ontology annotation, molecular function: microtubule binding. Gene Ontology annotation, cellular component: nucleus; cytoplasm. NCBI's taxonomy places the organism in Eukaryota, Metazoa, Arthropoda, Arachnida, Ixodida, Argasidae. The transcript is spliced from 10 exons. Bases 384 to 5756 code for a protein of 1790 amino acids. The record is from RefSeq and is a predicted model, not a curated record.
GCGCGCCCCUCACUGCGUGGUCUCUUGUGUUCACUUCAGAAGCGCUUUUUACGUCCAGCCGUGAGACAGCUGCCGUGCCGUGUGUGUUUGCAGUGUGUGUGUGCUUUGUUAUGCACUGGUUACGUGUCUGACGUGCUCUACUGGAAUAUCUCGUCGGUUGCCGUUCUGGUGGAAAUGUCGCGGUUUGUUCAACAAGUGGCUUCUGCCAAACGAUGUUAUUCGAGUGAUUGUAUUCGGUGAAUGCGAGUUGUAGUCGCGUAUGCUAGUUGUACGCUGCCUAAUUGUAUUCAUCGAGAACCGGUCGACAGGAUGCCCCGUGUGCCAAGCGGGCCGGUUUGUGAGAUUCACAUCUGAGUGAGUGAGUGCGAGCAAGAGGUCCCACGAUGUCGUCUUGGAAAAGAAAGAUGCGCGUAAAGUGGAAUAGGAACUUGGACGGAUCAGCCAAUAACAGCGAAGGAGUGUUUGAACGCCAGGGUUCGCUUCGAAAGCCAAAGGAUAUUCAUAGGGAGGAACCGUUUAAAAGAAGUUGGUCAUUCCGAUUGGGAAACGGCAAGGAUUCCAAGGAUAGUUCUCCAGUAGGACAAGUCGAGAAGGAUGUCGAGAAACAUAACGUGUUGCUGCGGCUGUUUCGGUUCAAGGACAAGAAAAGAGGAUCUGUCACAGAAGGAAAGGCAUCCGGGAAUAACAGGAGGUCUUCAGUGCCUUCUGGAUUACCCGUCCCGAGGAGGAGAAUGUCCGACGUUACGGCAUUCGUCGAAGAGAAAGACAAACGGCUUCUCAACCCCGAUCUGUCACAGUGGGCUUCAGUACCCGUUGACGUCAAUGGUGCGGUUCCUCCCGUUCAGGAACCACAGCCAGAACUAAGCCAGUGGGGUUCUGUACCGGCUGGAAUGGUGACCGGAGAUGAGGAGGCCGGCUCGAUGAGAUCCCAUACUCUCCCACGAGGAUUGCCGGGUGUCCGAUCCUCACCGAUGCUCGUUGACGCAGAAGGAAGAGCCAGAGUUGAUACAAGAGACGACGAGUCGACUCUCGGCACCAUCAGUUGUGCGCCGGGAGAGGUUACCUUGUCGGAGAAUUGCAAGAAGAACAAAACAAGUGAGAAAGUCGUGGAAAUUUUUGAAGGGAAGACUGAGGAUGAAUCGCGCGCUGGGUCUGACGAAGCCCCGAAGCUGCCGCGGCCCGACUUUUUCGGGUUGGGUAAAGUAAAAGAAGACAGGAAUGCUGAGGGCUCUCGCAAGAAAUUGGUAGUUAAUGGAGAGGAUAGUCAUGAGAAGCUUUUAAAUGGUCGUGAAGUCGAUCAAUGCGUGCUCCGUAACGUCAAGAAAGAGCAGAGGACUGCGGAUAAGGUCUUGGAGGUACUAGAUAACCGGAAGGUUUUGGAAGCCGGUGACGUGAAAAUUGGGGCACACGACAACGGAAACGCCGACGAAAACAGUAGUGGAUACGAGAAAGUAUUCGCGAAAGCUGUUGUACCUCAUUUCAUCCAGUGUGACAACGGAUAUAAACGAAACAGAGACGGCAACGCAAACUUCAAAGUCCUCCGUCUCAACGGCAACCUGCUGGAAGACACGUGCGAGUUCGAGGACACCUUACGCGAGAAGGUCCUCGUGAACGGCAUUGGAAAACCGCGGGAGACAGCUCCAUCGGCAACAGCAACAACAACAACAACGACUCUGAACGGCAACCACGAAGAUGUUUCUACAACUUACGACAUGUGCGAAGAGACCGAACCCACUGGCGGCCUUGAAGGCGGAAGUCCCAACGACCAAAAUAAGACUCCGCGCAUUCCUGCGGCUUCGCCCACUGUGCAAGAUAAGGAGGCUCAAAUUAACGCAGUGGGAGAAACUUCGUGCGCGGGUGGACGCGCAACAUUGGGCCAAGAGUUUGAUGAGCUGGACGGUUAUGAGGAAGAUAGCGUCUUCGAGUCGAUCCAGCUGGAUGAUGAGUCGGUCGGUGGAGAUGAGGACUUCAGCGAUGACGUUAGUGCACUGGAUCUUAACAGGACGUACGUGUUGGAGCCGGAUGAGUCGGUGGAACUGCUCAAUGAUGUUGAGGAGAGUUUGAUCGAAGAACUGAGAGGUGCAAGGGAAACCUUCGGCGAUGAUGAAAGCGUACAUAAUGGCGACGGUUCGCGGUCAGUUGAGUGUGAGGACACCGACAGGCCCAACUUCGUACCAUUCUGUGAGGACGAAUCGGAGCGGUUUGUAGGUAGCGCUGAAACAAAGAGAGAUCACCGUUCUUGCAACGUUACUAAUAUCUUCAUCGAUUCGGCUGGCCCAAUCUCCUACGCCGGCAUUUUUCCGAAGGAUGAUGCGAGUCAAGACGACGACUUCGUGACCUACGUUCAAGUCGAUCCUCCCGCUCAAACUCUUGCAGCACAGACCAUGGAAGUCUUCGGCGAGGUAUUCACGGAAAGCGAGCAAGCUGAACCGUUUGAAGCUAAAGAAGAAAAUCCAACCGAGCGUAUCGCUAUGAGCAUGUGCAACGACGAAGAUACUUUAGGUUCGCUCAAGCCAUUGCAGCAGCUCUGCGAUAGCGAAGCGGUCGAAGAAUCAAACGGAGCAGAUCAGCAGUCAUCGAGCACAGGGUCCGAGUCUAGCAGUCGGUCUGGAUCUGUACCAACAGAAAUCGAGGUACGUUGCGAUCAGGAAAGCAGCUCCCCAGACAUGAGUGACUCUGCGCUCGAAAGUCCGACAGCAUCGCGCAAGAACGAGCCGGUUGAAAGCCAACCGGCGGAUCCUCUUGUUGAAAAAAAUACCGAUGGCACUGACAGCCAGCUUGAAGAAAAAUCAUCCCAUGCUCCUGGCGCUCUACAGGAUGCUGUCGGUGCCAGUGCCAGUGAAGCAAAAGACAGCGGACAUCCCACUGGUUUAAUUGAAGACGAUUUCUCAGCGCCAUGCGAAGAAGCUUCCUUCAGGGAGAAGCUAUAUUUCUUCGAUACCAUCAGCAGCCCCUUAAAGACGCAGCCAGACAUCUCCAGGCUCGCAAAGACCUCCAGAAUCCCCACGCCUUCGAGACUUCCACGACCGUCGACGAAAACCAGACAAGACACUCCCGCACCUCCCAAGCGCGCGCGUGCCGAGAGGCCUGUACCGAAAACGACUUCAAAGUUCGAAAGCGGCGACCUUGUUCCCACGAAGCAAUCCACGAAAGUGUCAAAAACAGACGCGACGCCGCUUAUCGUGGCUCGACCUGACCUCAGGGCAAACGAGCGGGUCGCAUCGCUGCGAGGCACGAAAGGAUCAGUGCCGAACGGCGCACCCGAAAUUAGCACACAGCAACGACACGAAACGCCUAAAGUCAGCAGGACUGAUCCGAAGAGAGCGAGCAUAACGACGAAGAAGCUACCUUCGAAACUGGCUUCUAAGGUAGCCGAGAGCAAGAAAGAAAACAAGCUGCCGAAAACGAAAGUUCCUCUUUCGAAUAAGGAAAAUCUGGUUGCCGUCGAUAAAGAGUCCGAGGACGCCCCUCAGAUGACAGUGGAGCAGCAUAAUGUGGACGUGCCCACUCCUGGUUGCUUGGUGCGGUCAAGGACUUUUACACGCGAUGACGAUGAAGAAACUGAUGUAGCUACCGGUGAAGCAGAUACUGUAGAUUCGGGAGCCAUGAAGCAGGAAACCGCAACGAACUGCUGCGAUAGUUCUGUGGCACAUGAGGAACCUACUGUUGUGAUUGAAGGGUCUCAUGAUGGUCAAACGACAGAAGCCGAUGAGACUUCUGCGAAGCAGAAGCUGCUCGAUACGACUAACAAUACGGCUGUGAUCGUAAAGAAUGACGAGGCUAACGAAGAGCAACGAGGUGAGAGGUUGAAGUCAAGUGUGCCGGAGCGUCAGGAAGUAAGACCCGAAACUGGGACAAGCAGCGAUGCUGCACACAUGCCUUCCUCCCCGAAUGACGCCAAACAUGUUCGGGACUUGGUAGCUGCCAUCAUGGACUCCGUGCAAGUUCCUGUGGUAGAUUCUACGAGUAACUUCGACGAGGAUUACGCCGGCGACGACACAUUCCAAUUCAAGAAACCGAGCUCGACCCUGAAGCUUCCUCAGGGGGUUUCAACUAGAGGAAAAGCUGGUGGAGAUACCCGUGUAGGACAUCCUCUCACAAAAGCAGAGUUCACAAAAGAGAUUCAACGGCUGGGUGCACUAUGCGAAGCACGGACCAAGGAAGCCAACUUCCUCAAGCUGCAGCUGAAGCACGCGUCAGCUGGUUUUGCUGCAUUUGGCGUACUGCUCAGACAUCUAACUGAGCAGCACGACGUUUUCUCUGUGCCACAUUUGACUGAGGAGCUCCAGAAGUCGAGGCAAGAGAUCGACAGGGCCCGUGCUGCAAUCGAGCAAUACAAGGCUGACAUUGAGGAACUAAAGCAGAAGCAGCUAGGAGAGAUAGAGGCUAUGAAAGAAAAAAUAUUGCAGAAGCACGCCACACAACUCGAAGAAUUGGAAGCUGCUCACAAGAAUGAGAUUGCCACCUACAUAGAAUCGCACACCAAAAAGACUGAAGAGUUGAAGUCCCUUUAUUCGAGCAUCAUUGAAGAGGACCGGAAGAGUCGUGAUGAGGCCAUUGACGCACUGAAGGAGAAGCACAAAGAGAAGAUCGAAGCCAUUAACGAGGAAUACACCAUACAACUGGAUGCAAUCAAUGAUGAACACGCUGCUGAGCAGGCACAGCUGGAGGCUAAGCAUACAGCACUCAUGGACCAGUAUCGAGCACUUCAAGAGCAGGCCAGGGAGUUUCAGAGCUCUGUGCUGCUCGACACCGAUGCCAAGAUACAGUGGCUUUCCAAGAAAAAUGCAGAUUUGCAGAAGGAGGUCGAGAGCCUCAACGUUGUCUUGGAAAUGAGAGCUGAGCAGAUUCAGGCCCUGCAACGUAGCAAGCUGGAGAUGGAACGCAAGGAAGAGGAACUUGAGCGAUGCAAAGACAGAAUACAGAAGCUCGAAGCCCGCAACGAAGACCUCCAGGAACUGCUGAACGAAAAGGUCAAGCUACAAAGCCAACUCUCUGUAGAAAAUGCCGUUCUUAGAGAGAACUCGGAGAAACAGAACCGACAAUUGUCCAGGCUGGACAUGCACAACGAGGAACUCAAGUACAAGCUACGAGAAUCGUCCAAUCAGUCCUUUACCUACGAACGCGCCUCUACAAAGCAGCACACCACUCCCCCCAAGCGUUUUUCUGUGGCAGAUCCGACAGCAAUGUCCCGCUCGUGGCACUCUGAACGCACUCGCGUCUCUGGAGCAGCCACCCGCAAGACGUCGUCCUUCCGCUCGCACCAGCGCUCACAGACACUUCCGCACAACGGUGAGAGAGCAGCCACGCAGCCAGACAACCGCAGAGUUCGUCGCAGCAUGUCGGACUCUGUCCCCACUGAUGAUGCUGUUCGGACCCGCCUGUUCAGCACGGACGAGGAGGACGACGGAAAUUACGCGAUUCAACGCCAGCAGUGCUCGCACGACCAGUUGCUCCGACUCACUUGGGUCUGCUCGCCGGAAGACAGUGACAACUCCAAAGUGCCGAAUCACUGCAAGAGGUCACCAAACGCUCCGACGAGCAGCUCUUCCGAAAGCGGUGGAUCUCUGCCGGAUCAGGCGUAUCACGACGGGUUUUCGGACGGAAGUUCGUCCGUCGACGGAGCGGAGACGACGCUGCACGCCUCUCCCACUUUAAGCGAGGCCUCACCGCGGAACCUGGCUGGAGAAGCGAUGAUGAUCGACGAGGCUGUGACCAGCAACGCGUCCGCGGUGACGGAAAAUGAUUUGACGUAACGACAUGUUGACUCGGGGAAAGGUGCAGCUUUUUUUAAAAUUGCGUGCUGCUUCUACUUAAGUUGAGAGUCCCGCGGUGACGUUAUUGGCCCGUCUGCAAUUUCCUGUCCACGAAGACUGCCUCAAGUCCCAGCUGUGAUGUUCAUAUAGCUCCUAGUCACACUAUACAUGUAAAGAGGGCGCCACGUUCAUAUGAUAUUUGUGAAACUAUGCCACGUAAGCUUGGGACCAUUCCUUGUAUUUGUCGAGCUGCAGUGGCUUUCUGUGUUCAGUGUUAUAGAGCACAUACAUACAGUGUCCUGCCAAUUUUAUGACUGCAUCUGUGGAAAGUCAACGCUGCUUAUUGUGAUCAGUUUGUGUUGAGCAGUUGCGCUGAAUCAUUUAAUCGUGUGUGGUUGUGAACGCGCGUGUUUUGAGGUGAUGGUGGUUCGAGAACAGAAGGUCCGAGCCACGGCGUUGGACCACGUGCGAUAUUUCCACGACUGAAUUUCAUGUUUCUUCUUUUUAAAAAAAUGUUGCUGUUGUAAUGGCUUGCGAGCUGUUGUGUUCAUAGCGUUUGCCUGAAGUUGCUGGCUAAAACUUAGAUUGAUUGUUUUUAGCACCUAAACUUUUGCGUAGUUAUAUUUUUAAAUAAACAUGAAACAAACGGUU